UACGCGACGCGGGAAAACUACAGCGCGUCCAUUAUUGACAAGGCUAUCAAACUUCAAGCGCGGCUGUUUGUCACUGCAAGUUCAGGAGAGUCCCAACAAUGCUCUUGCAGUGUAGUAUCAGGCAAUGAUAGCUUUCUAGCGUGGUCGCGUCGCUCGUAGUGCAGACGGGCUGUUUGAAACAGCUGCUCUAGUGUGUUUAUGAAGAGUGAAGUAAUGGAGCUAUUUAACGAGACGCGUCUCAUAGUGAGUUUGCUGCUCUUCCUGACGCUCAGCCUGGAUUUGGGAUUCGCAUUCGGACAGAAUAAGGACACCGAGUUUACGUUCCUUUUGCCUGCCGGAGCAACCGAGUGCUUCUUCCAAACAGCCAUUAAGAACGGCAGCAUGGAAGUGGAGUACCAGGUCAUUGCAGGCUCAGCGCUGGACGUCGGCUUCACUCUGAUCUCCCCGGGUGGGUACAGACUGGUCUCCGACUUCAGAAAAUCAGAUGGCAUACACACGGUGGACCCCACUGAGGAGGGCGACUACAGGAUUUGCUUUGACAACAGCUUCAGCCGUUUUUCAGAGAAGAUGGUGUAUGUUGAGGUGAUCGUGGAUGGACCAGAGGAAGAGGCUGAUUAUGAUGAAAAUUGGGCUGCUCUGGCUGAACCGGAGGACUCGCUGGAGUACAAACUGGAGGAUAUCAGGGACACAAUGGAUGCCGUGCACAAGAACCUGGAGCGAAGCCGUCAGCUACAGACCAUAUUGCGGACGUUUGAGGCUCGUGACCGCUACCUACUGGAGGAUAACCUGUGGCGGGUUUCCUUCUGGUCCAGCGUCAGUCUGCUGGUCAUGGUCAGCGUGGCCCUCACCCAGGUUUACUCAUUACGCAGAUUAUUCAAUGACAAACAUAGAGUUUGCACAUAGCA
Molecule: messenger RNA, 905 nt
Organism: Labeo rohita (rohu)
Lineage: Eukaryota; Metazoa; Chordata; Actinopteri; Cypriniformes; Cyprinidae
Gene: tmed1a
Product: transmembrane p24 trafficking protein 1a
Exons: 4
Coding region: 199-903 (234 amino acids)
Biological process (GO): intracellular protein transport; endoplasmic reticulum to Golgi vesicle-mediated transport; Golgi organization
Cellular component (GO): endoplasmic reticulum-Golgi intermediate compartment; Golgi apparatus; endoplasmic reticulum
Source: RefSeq, a predicted model, not a curated record